Molecule: messenger RNA, 2195 nt
Organism: Acipenser ruthenus (sterlet)
Lineage: Eukaryota; Metazoa; Chordata; Actinopteri; Acipenseriformes; Acipenseridae
Exons: 2
Coding region: 152-949 (265 amino acids)
Molecular function (GO): nucleic acid binding
Source: RefSeq, a predicted model, not a curated record
AUAUAUAUAUAUAUUCUCUGUACAGCUUGUCUUGUAUCACUGACCUCACCGAGUACAGGAAGAAAAACUACUUUCUCUGCCGUGUGACUGAAGUGACCCUCCACUUGAACCCGUGUUGAACAAGACGCCUCUGCACUGACUCCAGUCAAAGAUGUUGAAGAUCCUCUUCUUGGUGUCCUUGGCGCUGCUGGCUGCUUCCCACAUCCAGUCUGUAAAGAGUUCCUCUUCGGGUGGUUCUGAUGCUGGUGUCCAGAAGCCCUGUGCCCGCCUCUUCCACCCGGAGACUGGGGAGCAGCUGGAGCUGCCGUCCCUCCCAGAGAAGAAGAAGCUGCUGGGAGGAGCUGCUGCUGGGAGUGAAGGAGCCUUCAGCUUCAGCUCCUUCAUUGUGAUGGACGGGUGUCUGCUCUCUCUGUGGGUUGCAGGUUCCCAAGAAUGGGGCCUGGAGUCUCGCUCCUUCCCGAUUGGGGCUUACCUCAACCAGCUGCCUGGUGCUGGGGUCUCCCUGACCAGCUACCAGUGCACCUGCGACCAGGAGAACAAAGUCAUGGCCAGCUUCAGGGACUUCAAAAAGAGGCACAUUGCAGAUAAAAAUGAAAAUGGUCACGGUAACUUCUGCUCACAGAAAAUACAUCGUAGACGUAUAUAUGAACAUGGAAGAUGCAAAUACUUAAACACUUUUGUGUUUGCUGACGAUAACGAUAUAAUCAAUGUGUGUAGAAAUCAAGGUGUCCGGAUUUCCAGUAAUUUGUAUAAAAGCAGGAAUCGGUUCAGAAUUGUGGUUUGUAGAAAUGCGAACCAAAAUCGUAGACCCCCAAACUGUACCUACAGAGCUGAAAAUGCAAACAGGAGGCUGUAUAUCAUUGUAGGCUGUGAUAGCAACAGGCUGCCUGUACAUUUUCAGAGAACAAGCAACCGCCCUCCUGUAUUUGGAAUCACUGGAAGAGUUUAAACUCUACUGUGAAGAACCAGCUCUCUCCGCACUGCUUAUUGCUUUAAGAAACCAAGACACGUAGCCUGCUGUUAAAUUCCUCUUGUGUGGCAGGAAACUAAUGGGAAGAGAAAUGCAAGAUUAAAGUGGAACUCUAGUUGUUUUGUAUGUGUGCAUGUUAGUUUUCACUUUUAAAUUGCAGUCUACAGUGCUUUGUUUCCAAGAUAGCUUUCUGAUAGGAUGUGAAGUCAUCUUGGAAACAGAGCACAAUGCAAUUUAAUAGUGUAAAAAAGUGGUCAGGAUGUACAAAAAAACACACACUUUACCUUUAAAUGGUUGUAGCAACACAUCAGAACAUGUUAUACAAAACAAGUUGAGUUCCCCUUUAAAGCACUCCACAAUAGAAUUGACUCUGCAUUGUACUGUACUGAUGAGCAAGCAGGUUGCUAUUGAAGCUCAUACAGGUAUACAGUUAGUUGUGCUUGUAUAUUUAUACAUAUAGACAGGAGAUGAAUCCCUGUUUUUGAAUAUAGGGCCCUAUGUGCUUAUGGAAUCAGCACUGUAUCACUCCAGUAAAGCCACAACUCUGUGAGAUUAGCAUCCACAGCACCCUCCUGUGGGCAUUUUAAUAGUGCACCUCACUGUCCUGAGCAGCUGUGACACAUUAGAAAUUAGCUUAUUGAGACACGUGUACUUCAAAGGGGAAAUCAAGUUUUAGUUAUUCUGAGUGUUACAUGUUCCCAUAAGUUAAUACAACAAAGGUGUGUAUAUUGUUUUUAUUAUUUAUUUGACAUCCUGACCACUUUUGUACUCUAUUGAAUUGCAGACAACAGUGCUCCGUUUCCAAGAUGGCUUCACAUGCACCCUUCAGAAGAACUUCAGAACUACAUUUCCCCAUAAUCCUGCUGCUCAUGUAUGGAUGAUGGGGGUGAUGGGAAAUGUAGUUCUUAUGUUCUUCUGAAGGGAAGCCAUCUUGGAAACAAAAGAACACUAUAUACUGCAAUUUAAUAAUGUUAAACCACACACACCUUACUUAAACAGGAACAUAUAACAGAAAAAAACAACUUGAGUUCCCCUUUAACUUCAUACCAGUUCUGUAAACUUGCAAAACAUGACACAAACCCACAGUGACAAGUGAAGAGAAAUAGUCUCCAUCUUGUCUUGACCAGAGAUGUGAUUAUUUGAAUGAAUGUGUGAUGAAUUGACCCUCUUUGAUAAUUCCUUUCCUGAUGUUGAGAUAUUGAGAAUGGAAAUGCAAGACGGUGUU